Messenger RNA from Lachnellula hyalina, 676 nucleotides. RefSeq lists its product as uncharacterized. NCBI's taxonomy places the organism in Eukaryota, Fungi, Ascomycota, Leotiomycetes, Helotiales, Lachnaceae. The record is from RefSeq and is a predicted model, not a curated record. The transcript has a single exon. The annotation marks the transcript as partial.
UUACUCCCCCAUAACCCCUACGCACCACUCACCAACCUACGCCUAUACGCACACCUCUCAACCCAACCAGAAUGAAAACACCAUACCGCAGCCCCCUCCAAUACCCCUCGAUUUCGAGGAUAACAGCGAUGUGAUUGCUCUGAGGAGCGCGAUUGCGAUUCUGCAGAUGCAGGCGCGGAACGCAGGGAGUGAUGUGCGGCGUUUGAGGGAUGUGAAAGAGAGGGCGAUGAGGGAUCCAGAGGCGUUUUUGGGGGCGAGGGAAAGGGGCGAGGUGAGGGUUAAGGAUGGGGUGUUUGGACCUAGUUAUGAGAGUGAGGAUGAAGAUGGGGAUGAUGACAGUGAGCUGGGGAAGAAGGGUGAGGAUGAUGUUGAAAUGGAGGAGGGUGGGAAUGGGAGUGUGGAGAAGGGGGAAGAGUGGUUGUUGCCUAGGAUGCAGAAUGUGGUGCGCUGUCCACCGAUUAACUGGAGUCAGUAUGCGGUUGUGGGGGGGAGUUUAGAUAAAAUACAUAAGGAUCAGUUAGAGCGGCCAGUGGAGGGAACGCCGCAGCGGAUUGGAGCUGAUGGGAAUCUGAUUUAUGGUGGUGAGGGCGAGAGGAGGGAGCAUGUUGGGGUUUAUGCGCCGUAUGAUCCCAUGAGGGAUAAAGUCGAGAUCAAGAAGAAGACUGGAAAGAGAUAG